GUUAUCAUUUUUGAAUAUCCCAUUCCCCUUUUCCCAGGGUUUUCUCGAUUUCUCAAAGUUGAACUUUCUCAAAUUCAUUCGCCCUUUUUCAAUCUUGUUUACUUUUUUCUUUUUGAAUGGGCGUUCAUUGCACACGUUUGUUUUUGUGUCUUUUUAAAUGGAAAAUUGAAAAAUCAAAAUAUGUUUAACUGAUAUUGUGAAGUUACCUUUCUGAGAUAUUUCCUUCUAAGUACGAAAGUACGAUCAUAUAAUUACUAUUAUGAAAUAAUGAUUUAAAAUAAUAAGAGCAAUAGAACAAUAGAUAAUUUCUCCAUAGUUUAUUCGAAAAUGAGUGUUAUAUCGGAUAACGAUAGCGGCAAAGUUGUGGAAGGCUGUGGAGGUAGACUGAUUCAAAAAACUGAAUCACUGAUGAAAAGGAGGUCACAAAAGUAUUCUAAUCGCGCGAGUGCAGCGAUGUCGAAUUCAACCUCAGUUACACAGCUGGACCGAGCUCCGAAUAUCAUGCCUCAAAAAACCUAUAUAUUCUGGCUUUUGAUUCUAAUUAUAUUCUUCAUGGCUGCGGUGAAUUUCACUGUGUUGAUCAUUAUGAUCAACGUUCUACGUAUUGGCGAAGGGAUGGAAAGUAUGGAAAUGCUAUCUAAAGAAGAAAUUAUCAAAUUAUACGGUGAUACGGAUUUCGAUUACAUUGUGUACAAUGAAGAAGCUCUGAAAGGUUUUCAAGAUAUUCCUUUACAAGUUAGAAGUAAUGAAGGAUUUGUUGUAAUGGCUUUGAACAAUUAUAAAGACAUGAUCUCUAGUGACAAAAUGAAACUUACAAAUGAUGAAAUAUCAUUUUCGAACAUUGAUCAUUUCCAAGUGGUUGAUCCUGUCACUCAAAAAACAGUGUUUUCAACGCAUAAUAACAAUUAUGAGAUUCCAAAAGGCGUAUCUAAUUUAGAUAUAAAACGAUUGCGCGUUAAUCGAUUGGUGAGCCCGAGUAAUUCAAAUUUAACAAUUAAAUCAGACUCCCUUACUAAAAUAAAGGGUAAUGAAGGAAUGAAUGUAAAAGGCAAAGAAGUUACAUUCUUUGCCGAUGGUGAUAUUCAUUUGAAAAGUGUAAAGGGUGAUAUACAUUUACUAGCUGGCAACAUUACUAUAAAUAUGAAAGAUAUUCAAACUUCAUUUACAAAUCAGCGAGGAUAUGCCUCUCAGUACAGUGGAUCUCACUUUAAAUUAUGUGUGUGCAUGCCUCAAGGAGUGCUCUUUAAAGUUCCUGUUCUUAAAGGUAAAAACCCUCAAAAAGCUUGUAGUAAUGUUGACUUUUCUGAAAGGAAUAACCCUUGCGUUAAACUAUGAAUAAAAUUUCAAAUCUUUCGACGCUUUAGGACAAUAAAAAUUACCUUUCGGUAUUCGUGCAGCGUUCCUUUCUCUAAUAAUCUGGUGAAUACUUUUCUACUUAAUUUUUAAAAUCGCUUCUUAUUUCUUAAGAGAAUCAAAAAAAGUAAUGAGGAUGGCAUUUUUUUAUCGACAGUUUUUAGAAAAUCAAAAUGUAUGUAGCGCAGUCAAGUCUAUCUCUCUAGUCACUGUACAUAAUUCAGAUUUUCACCAUGACAAUUCCAAUUCGCGUAUUUCACAAAAUCUAGAUUUUUUAUUUUAUAUUUUUAUACGUAUUUUGCUGUAUUAGAUUAGAAUACUAUACACUACCUUCUAUGAGUAACUAUUCAUUUCAGGAAUGGGAAAAAAUCUCUUAUAAAAACUCCAGUAAACAAAGUAAAAAAAAGAAGUGAACACUAAACACUGUAAUUUUUUCUAGUCAAUUAUCGAUACGUUUAUGUUUAUAGAUAUAUGUAAAGUAAACUAAGAGAACGAUCAGACGUCUAUUGUAUUAACUCAAUAAGAUAACAUUCUAGUCAAAUAAGUACCUAAUUAAUAACCGAAUCAACGUCAACGGUGACAUUUUCAAUAUUUAUCGAUGUAUACUUUUUUUCAAUUCGUUUUGCGGCGUACCAACUACUGAUGAUAAAAAAUUAUAUUCAAAUUAUAGAUAGGAUUGUUUAGUUGUUUUUCUUAACUCAUAUCAUAACAAUUUUACAUGUUGAUUAAUAAUUAAACACACUCACACAAA
Messenger RNA from Planococcus citri (citrus mealybug), 2104 nucleotides. RefSeq names its product sarcoglycan beta (gene Scgbeta). Lineage: Eukaryota; Metazoa; Arthropoda; Insecta; Hemiptera; Pseudococcidae. The record is from RefSeq and is a predicted model, not a curated record. Gene Ontology annotation, cellular component: sarcolemma; sarcoglycan complex. The transcript is spliced from 2 exons. Bases 328 to 1335 code for a protein of 335 amino acids. Gene Ontology annotation, biological process: muscle organ development.